ACAAACAAACACAAAUUCAAACAAACACACACAUUUGAGCUGAAAAAAAAUUUAAGCCAAGUAGUAUCAAUACAUAAGUGUUCUAAUUCGUACGAUAUCAUGAUGUCUUCCUUACUUGAAGACCAGAAAAAUACCAGCAUCGCUCCCGUCGAUGAUGAAGAGGUCGUCGUGAUCACUGAAAAAUCUGAAUUUCUCCCCAGCUCAGAUAUUCCGUCAACGACGGCGACGACAGAAACCAAGACUAAAAAUAAAGAAACGACCAGUUGGACGAAGAGUCGCUACGCCGGCAUUAUUCUUGCCGUCUUGUCUGGUCUUUUGUUUACCUCGACCGGAAUUAUUGUCAAAUAUUUGAAAGGGUACCAUGUAUUAAACGUGGGACUCUUCAGGUUUGUCGGUAUGUUCGUACCAGCAAUACCACUCGUUCUCAGAGCAUGCCUGGAUAAAAGGAACAACAUAUUUGAACCAAUUUGGCCACCAACUGACCGGAAAAGAUUGGGCAUGAUGAUGUUGCUUUUCGGCAGGUCAAUUUGCGGAUUUGCAUCAAUAAUGGGUUAUUUUCUUUCCGUGCAAUACAUCCCAGUUGCAGAUGUUAGCGUCAUCGGAUCAAUGUCGAUGGUUACGGUGGCACUAUUAGCACAUAUCACGCUUGGCGAGAGAUGUGGUUUGGUCCCAAUGUUGUGUGCCAUUCUGACGCUGAGUGGAAUUGUGUGCAUUGCCAAACCACCAAUUAUCACGGGAAAAGAGGAAUAUGAUAUGGACACAUUGAUUGGAACUGGACUAGCCCUUGGUCGGAUGGUCUUUGCCACGGUUGCGAUUGUUUUCGUGCGAGGAUUGCGAACCGUUAAUGGGCCUUUGGUAGUAUUAUCUGUCGGAUUUCUCCAAUUAGUCCAAAAUGUUGUAGCAGUAUUGAUUUUGGACGUGUUUGCCUUGCCUAGUGACACCUUGACCUGGGUGCUGGCGGUCGGUGUGGGUGCACUUUCCUUCGCGUCACAAAUGACAUUGACAUUGGCUCUAAAGUGUGAAGAUGCAGGACCAUUCUCCAUUGUCAGGACGGCAUCGGAUACCUUGACUGCUUUUAUCCUUCAGUUUCUCAUAUUUGAUUUGGUACCAGAUUUGUUCAGUAUCGUUGGUGCUGUAAUAAUUUCUCUCGCCGUUGGUCUAACCGUGCUUCGUAAAUGGGUUAGUUCACUUCCGGAAGAUGGUCAACGUAAAUCUCGAAAAAUUGCUUCGUUGCUACUGAAGUAAGCAGAUGCAUUUACAGCGUAAUUAGACGAAACUGAUAUUUUUAAGUAUGUGAAAAAAUGCAAAUAGCUAUUUAUAAUAAACACUCUCAGGAAUAAAAGUAUUGUUC
Molecule: messenger RNA, 1351 nt
Organism: Folsomia candida
Lineage: Eukaryota; Metazoa; Arthropoda; Collembola; Entomobryomorpha; Isotomidae
Product: solute carrier family 35 member G1
Exons: 4
Coding region: 100-1245 (381 amino acids)
Cellular component (GO): membrane
Source: RefSeq, a predicted model, not a curated record